This is a messenger RNA of Bacidia gigantensis, 603 nucleotides long. RefSeq lists its product as uncharacterized. Bases 1 to 603 code for a protein of 200 amino acids. The record is from RefSeq and is a predicted model, not a curated record. The transcript has 2 exons. Lineage: Eukaryota; Fungi; Ascomycota; Lecanoromycetes; Lecanorales; Ramalinaceae.
AUGCCCAUCAUAAAACUCUCUCCCAAUCCCCGAGACUCCACUUACAUCGCUCAAGCCUUCUCAAACCUCUACCACCACCUCCCCGACGCCUCCAUAGAUCAGCUCCUCGACUUCCCACCGGUCUACCCGGAUGGACCCGACACACCCACCCUCUGGCGUCGGAAUCAUGGCUGGCUGGAUGAGUUGAGCGCGGCGCAGUACCCGCCCGAGAAAAGGCGAAUGCGCGCUUGGAGGGAGGUUAUGGUAGAGCUGAUUGGGUUGGGGUGUGGAGCGUGCGAUGGGGAAAGCGAUGAAGAGGACGAGGGCUUCGGUACUGGCAAAGGGGAGACUUUGAAAGGGGAGGUUAGUGGGAGAUCAUUGGAGGUUAUACCCUGGGACGGGGACGCGGAUGAGUUUGUGCGGUCGCCAGUGCAAGGCGGGCAUGUGGGCAGGAUAGGGGUGGUGAGGAAAGCGAUGGUCAUGCAGAAGAUGGUGGGGCAGUAUCGGCAUUGCAAGGACGGGCAUGUUGCGCGGAGGGAUGAGAGGAGGAGAAGAGAGCAUCAGGUCGCGAUGAAUGUCUUGAGGAGGCAUGCGGCGUUUAUGAGGGUUACUGUCGCUGCUUGA